Zerene cesonia (dogface butterfly) is the source of this 1258-nucleotide messenger RNA. RefSeq lists its product as uncharacterized. The transcript is spliced from 5 exons. Gene Ontology annotation, molecular function: sequence-specific DNA binding. Lineage: Eukaryota; Metazoa; Arthropoda; Insecta; Lepidoptera; Pieridae. The coding region runs from base 316 to 1032 and encodes 238 amino acids. The record is from RefSeq and is a predicted model, not a curated record.
AUUCAAUUCUUUUAUAUUCUCAAACCUUGCUGAAAAUUCUCCCUGAAAAAUGUUGGGCUAUUUGUAAAAGUCAAAUAUAUCCCUUUGAUUUCGAUGGGGCAUCUCUAUAUGGGGUACUGACAGCGGUGCAUCUACUCCAAAAAGUAGUAUAAUAAUACGGGUAGUCUACUCCUUUCGUGGCGCAGACUUUAUACCAACAAUCUUGCUCAAAAAUUGUCUAAUGCAAAUCUCUGCCUACGCGUCUAAAAAGCAGAGUUUUCGUUUAGUUGUGUUUUGACUUUCGGUCGCGCUUUAACUAGGACACGACGUCUCGCAAUGACAAAAUGUUCUGUGAAAAACUGUCCAAAUAACACUAUAUCCAAACUUAAAAAGGAUGGUGUGUCUUAUUUCAGUUUUCCACACAAUCCUGUACGAUGUUCGAAGUGGGCAGCGAUUAUCGGAACAGCUAGAGGUGAAGAAUUUUACAAGCCACGCAAAGGGUCCGUUGUAUGUUCCGAUCACUUUCCUCAGUCGGACAUAUACACAACAAUUAAAGGUUACAGAAGACUUGUUAGAAGUGCAAAACCAACUUUGCUUCUGAAAGACAAUAAUAGAAGUAAUGUCAAUAACAUAAAACAGGAACCAAUCCAAACAGAUGAAGGAAUCAUAUCUGGUCAUCAUAUGUCACAUGCUGAUCAAGAAUCUGUUUUGUGUGGUGAAUCAAGUUACCAGCGCCUACACCAGGACAAAAAUUUAGAAAAAUUGCAACAGUCUCCUUCAUCUUCCUUGAGUAAUGGAUCUAUUUUAGACACUCCCAGAGAAGUUUUUAUGAAGAAAAAAAUCAAUUUGCUAGAAAAAAGGAUCAUAGACAAAAACAAGAAAAUUGACAGAUUGCAAAAACAGAAUAAAAGACUUGCUAAGAAGAAUAUAACUUUGAAGAAUGCAUUGUCCAUUUUUAAUAAAAGUGGAAAAUUUUUUGAGUCAAAAUUAAAAACCCAAAAUAAAGGGCAUCUAUUUAAUAAAUUAUUAACAUUAUAUUUUCAAGGUAAUUAGAUUAAUUAUCAUUUUAUGUGAACAACUGUUUUUUUCUAUACAUAACUUCUCUGUCAUUUAUAAACUACAUUUAGUGCGUGUCGUAGUGUUAUUACUUCGAAUGAGUGUAAGUAUGCAGCUUACAGAGACCAUUCUUCAUAUGGAAUACUUUAACAUGCAUAUGACAUGCUUCAUGAAGUCUACGAAUAAAAAUAUAGUUGUUGAAUAUCACGGCCUUGUGUUCACA